This is a messenger RNA of Siniperca chuatsi (mandarin fish), 9582 nucleotides long. Its product is annotated as xenotropic and polytropic retrovirus receptor 1 homolog. The transcript is spliced from 16 exons. Gene Ontology annotation, cellular component: cytoplasm; Golgi apparatus; plasma membrane. Gene Ontology annotation, biological process: cellular response to phosphate starvation; phosphate ion transport. The coding region runs from base 504 to 2579 and encodes 691 amino acids. Gene Ontology annotation, molecular function: inositol hexakisphosphate binding. Lineage: Eukaryota; Metazoa; Chordata; Actinopteri; Centrarchiformes; Sinipercidae. The record is from RefSeq and is a predicted model, not a curated record.
GAAUGCCGCACCUUGUUACACCCACCAAUAUGUUCAUUUGCGCUCAAGAUUGGGUUGUUUUAAUAUUUCCAACUGCACCCGAAGGCAGCGGGAGACAAGAGGUGGAGUGAGGUAGAGGCUCAACAACGGGGAGAGAGGAGUGGGGGAAGAUAGCUAGCCCCAGCACUGUGAGCCUGUUUAUCAGAAACUAACCGCUAUUUUGCGACAUUGGCGCUACAGAUAAAACCAAAUUAAAGCAUUUUCUUUUAGCUAAGAUGUGCCUUCACCAGCACUUCGUCGAAUGUGUCUCAAAUGACAGAAAUGUGUGCCGGUAGCGAGCUAGGUUAACGUGAAGACAAAAAGGGCAUCUCUGUCUUUGACCGAGCAGCCCGAUCGUCAUCUUCGGAUGAGAAUUUCUGUGUAAACGUUUGUGAACCAGCACGGCAACACCUCCCGCUGCUCAACUGACCCGGCGGUCGUGGUUACAAUAAAAGCAGGGGAGGGAAAACCACCAAACUGUCGAAAUGAAAUUCACAGAGCAUCUCUCAGCUCACAUCACCCCGGAGUGGAGAAAACAGUACAUCCAGUAUGAGGCUUUCAAAGAGAUGCUGUAUGCUGCUCAGGACCAGGCCCCAUCUAUUGAAGUCACAGAUGAGGAUACAGUUAAGAGGUACUAUGCCAAGUUUGAGGAGAAGUUCUUCCAGACAUGUGAAAAAGAACUGGCCAAAAUCAACACCUUCUACUCUGAAAAGCUGGCUGAAGCUCAGCGGCGAUUUGCCACGCUGCAGAAUGAGCUGCAGUCAUCGCUGGACGCCCAGAGGGAGAGCUGGGCUAAUGGGCGGGGCCUAAGGAGGAGGAAGACGGUGUUCGCCCUGUCGCAGCAGGAGCGAUGCAAACACAGAAACAUAAAGGACCUGCAGCUGGCCUUCUCCGAGUUCUACCUCAGCCUUAUACUGUUGCAGAACUAUCAGAACCUGAACUUCACAGGUUUCAGGAAGAUCCUGAAGAAGCAUGACAAGAUUUUGGAGACGUCAAGGGGGGCUGACUGGAGGGUGGCCCACGUUGAAGUGGCUCCAUUUUAUACAUGCAAGAAAAUCACACAGCUCAUCUCUGAGACCGAGGCGUUGGUUACAACAGAGUUGGAAGGUGGUGACAGGCAGAGGGCCAUGAAGAGGCUGAGGGUACCUCCCCUGGGAGCUGCGCAGCCUGCUCCUGCUUGGACCACCUUUAGAGUCGGGCUUUACUGUGGAGUAUUCCUUGUCUUAAUAGUCACUGUGGUCAUUACAGGAGCUGUGAUGAUUCAUAGUGCUGAUGUUUGGCCUAUGGUCAGGAUCUACAGAGGAGGCUUCCUGUUAAUAGAAUUCCUCUUCCUGUUAGGCAUCAACACCUACGGCUGGAGGCAGGCAGGAGUUAACCAUGUACUCAUAUUUGAACUCAACCCCAGAAACAACCUGUCCCACCAACAUCUGUUUGAGAUUGCAGGUCUGUUGGGGGUGCUGUGGUGCGUCAGCCUGCUGUCCUGUCUCUUCAGUCAUAGCAUCCUGGUACCAAUGCAAGCUAACCCUCUGGCUCUCUACGGCCUCUUCUUCCUCUUCCUCAUCAACCCCUUCAAGACCUGCUACUACAAGUCACGCUUCUGGCUGCUCAAACUCUUGUUUCGAGUAGUGACAGCUCCGUUUCAUCGUGUUGGCUUUGCAGACUUCUGGCUGGCAGACCAGUUGAACUCUCUGGUGAUGGUUCUGAUGGAUCUGGAAUACAUGAUCUGUUUCUACAGUUUUGAACUGGACUGGAAAAAACAUGAUGGACUCAUCAGCAGUGCAGGUAAAGAUGUGUGUAAUUCCUACUCCUAUGGCGUCCGUGCGGUGAUCCAGUGUCUUCCAGCUUGGUUCCGAUUCGUCCAGUGUCUGCGACGUUACCGUGACACCAAGCGGGCCUUCCCUCACCUGGUUAACGCUGGGAAAUACUCCACUUCCUUCUUUGUUGUCACCUUCGCUGCCCUAUACAGCACACAUAAAGCUGAAUCCCACACUGAUGCCCAGAUCUUCUUCUACUUGUAUAUCGGCUGUUUAGUGGUCAGCUCAUGUUACACACUGGUCUGGGAUCUGAAGAUGGACUGGGGUCUGUUUGAUCGCAAUGCAGGAGAGAAUACCUUUCUGAGAGAGGAGAUAGUCUACCCACAUAAGGCCUAUUACUACAGUGCCAUAGUGGAGGAUGUGCUGUUGCGUUUUUCAUGGACUUUAACUGUCUCCCUCAGCACAGUCUCCGGUUUUCAUGGCAUCUCGGACAUAUUGGCAACUAUACUGGCCCCAAUGGAGGUCUUUAGACGUUUUGUGUGGAACUUCUUCCGGUUGGAGAACGAACACCUGAAUAACUGUGGUGAGUUUAGGGCCGUCAGAGACAUCAGCGUGGCUCCGCUCAAUGCUGACGACCAGACCCUGCUGGAGCAGAUGAUGGACCAGGAGGACGGAGUCAGGAACCGACAGGGCAAGAAGAGCUGGAAAAGGAGCUACAGCAUGAGUCUACGCAGGCCACGACUGGCCUCACAGUCCAAGACCCGUGACACCAAGGUUUUGAUAGAGGACACUGAUGAUGACUCCUGACAUCAGGCCACGCCCCUCGCCUGGGUCCAGAAUUUAUUCAAAGGAGGAAACUCCAUCUCCUAACCGAGGAAUUACCCAGCGAGUUGGGCGUUGAACUCUCAACCAAGGACGAGUUUUAAACUCUCGUGCCCACAUAAUCCUUUCUUCAAUGCAUGAGCCUCUGCUUGGGUUCAGAACUAUUUCAACGGAGGAACUUUCACCUCUUGAACAAACAACCCAGCAACUUGGCCAUCAAACUCCUUCUCCUACCUUCAAUAAUAAUCAGGGGUGGGCUUACCACUUAAACUCUACCUUGCCCAAACAGCGGGUGAAAAACGUCUCUCCCUGUCAUCCACAGCCACUCAGAGGUGAACUCUUUAACUACACCUACUCCUCAGCCAUUGCUUGGGCUCUCCUCAAAGCCUCAGCCUAGCAUGAACAACGCAGCUAAAUGGAACGCAAGCCGAUCACCCUGACAGGAAGUGUCCCUGCUCCCUCUCGGUGCCACAGCUCCCACGAAGAGAGAGGCCGACAACUUCAAGCCUACUGCUGUUGAGGACCAAAAGGUUUUCUCCCCACCUUUAGCUUUUAGUCUCCACCUACACUCCCAGCAUCCAUGUAACGCUUAGAAGAAAGACCUUAAAUAAAUUAUGUACAAUUCACACCUCGAGAUCUCAAGUCAACCUGUAAUUUGGACCUCAGAAUGAACCUAAAGCCCCUUUUUUUGGAAUAAGAGAAUAAAAAGGGUUGAAAAGUGUCCUCCUCCUUUUUCUGCAACUUUUUAGGCCUUGUGACCUUCUCUCUGACCCUUGGCGUUAACACUGACUGAUAGACUAUGUUGAUGAACAUCUGCUAACGCCAAUCAGUCACUGGCUUGACUCCCUUGCUCUUCAGCUUGCCCCUUCAAAUCAUCACAGAGCUGCCUACCUGCACCUUACACGCUUUAGAAACAGACACAGACAGAAACAUGCACCUUGUAGGAAGAGUGAAUUGGAAUGGAAUGCCUAUUGUGUGUUCACACACACAGUGAUUUGUUAUGUUUUAUUGUUCAUGGAUGUGCAACACUUGACCAUUAUUCUUUUUGAGACCGUGGGAAGAAAACACACACGUACAUAGACUAGAGAUUAUUUGUAACUGUGGUUGUAAAUAUGAGAUGGACCAAAGUAAGAGGUGAUGUGAAAAUAUUCAAAGACUCCAUAAACAUUUUUUUAAAUGCUGAGUUCAGACUGUAUGGAACAGCAGCUGGAAUGACUGUUUAGCCAUGGAACUGAGAAGGAAAUUUUUACUUUUGUUUCUGGAAAAAGAUGAAGAUCAUCUUAAUCAUCCUGUGGUAACUCCAAGUCACCCCAUGUGGAAAAAAUAUCCUCCAUCUGGAAAUGUUUUUGCUGAAUGUAUGCCAACUUAUUUAUGUAUGAGUGGGAGUGAUGCCUAAAUACCACCUGUCAACCCAUCUAGGCCGAUCAGUUUUUGGAAACUUUCAAUAGGAGUUGAGAUAAAUCCCAAAGAAUUUUUAUUUUGUCCCCUGAAGACUGAUUGAAAACUUUUGGUUUAUGAAACAGUAAUUAUCGUCUGUUAAACUGGUUCAUUGAACUGUGACAAUGAUGAAAAGGGGGGAGGUCACCUGUCUAUCACAUACUGGUCCUAAAUGUCGCAAUCAGAAGGCUGGUGUAGUUAAACUUGAAUCUGAAUGAAGUGGCUCUUCCAGCUGGUUUGGUGGUGAAGAAUCCAUGUGAGGGUGAAUCUGAUUGGCCGCGUUUACACUCAUGAGAUAUGUUGGUGUAACUCAGGUUCCACAAAGACUUUGGUUUUAACACUUUAACAGACAAGGUUGGUUGAAAGAACUAAUAUGUUUGUCUUGAGACAUUUUAAUACAUUUGUAUGUAAUUGUACUAUUCAACACAUUUAUGAGUCUAACGUAAAUUCUCAAAUUGCGACUCGGGCCGUUAUUGCCCGAUUCCCAGUUAAUGCAAACUCAAAACUUCCUCCAUGUUUACCUUUUGUCUUGAUAAAUUCAGUAUAAUGUUCAUUACCACAGCACUAAUUCCAUCAGUGCAACAACAGAGGCAUGGCAGAGUCACCUCUCUGCUGCUGUUUGUCUUCUCUAACAAAUAUACUGUUUUCAUUCAUAAAUUAAUUCCAUUCCUUUCACUUUUUCCCAACUGCUGUUACUCUACUGUCAGUGAAACUCAACACAAUCUACAGGAAGUGUUGCGUUUCAUUGACAGGUUAAUUAAUAGGCAGAUGAAACAGAUAUUUCUGCUAAAAAGAGAAACUCAGAGCAGCAGAGUGGAAUUAGUUCUGUGGAAAUGUACAUUAUGCUUAAGCCGUUGUUGUUCAUCCCCCUCAGUGUGGUUUUUUUAAAUUUUUUUUACCCGGCCUUUAUUUGUUCAUGCUGGCCACGCCUCGGCCAGUAUUUGAUUUUAUAUGAGAAUUUAUGGUAACUUUCUUUAACUGCUGGUAGUUUACGGCCUUGGCUGUGUGGUUGACACACUUGUGCAGUGCGUCGCCGGUUGGUCCAACAUCAGCUCGUGUUGUGGUGUUAAAUGAACUGUUAGAUAGUGAUUUAGUUGAGGAGGUUCUGUUUAGGUUUCAUUUUUUUCUACUCAUUGCUUUUAUUAAUCAGCCAUUUACCACAAACAUUUCAGCUUUCAUCGUAAUGGGUUUGUUAAUACCUUAUGGAUGCAAUUUGGAGUGACUGAAUUCUGAAAUCCUUCAGGAAACCCUGACUGAAGUCAGUUACCAGUGAGCAAUAAGUCUCUCAAGGAUUAUGUGCACUUUAAUGCUAAACUUAAUCUUCUUUUUUCCCCCUUGUCUUUGUCAUUGUGAAAGCGGUAUCUGUGGCUCAGACUUGAGGAAGGUACAUAGCAUUUUAGUUCUAGUAGAGUUUUAGUUUUUUUAUCAUGUUGUUCUAAUGGUUCUUUAUGGAGCUCGCUAAAAUAUACAGUAGAAAAACUAUUUGAGGAGUGAGAUGUGUAAUGCAUCAUUGGGGUUUUUUUUAACAAUUGAGCUUGUUUCAUUUGGGUCUCGAACAUGAGAGAAUCUACUAUUCCACUGUCAGUCAAUGCUCUAUCCGAUAGCAGAGCUAUUGCCAGUUUAGUCAAUUUAACGUGUACGCUGAAAGAACAAAUAAUUUGUUAAAGAUACUUAUUUCUUAAUAUUUUGAAUUAGACAAGCUUCUUGUGCCAAGUUUUUGGAUCUCCCUGAGCUGAGUGAAUUGAACUCUCAGGUUCAGUUAAUUUGAAAAAUAAACCUAUUUUUAUGUCUUGAACUGCUUGUAUUUGUGUUUGAAAGUAAGAAUAAUCACAUUUCCUAGUAAACACCCAAUGUGGUUACUUUACAGACAAGUUCCACUGGUGUGCAAGUAAAUCAUACAACAUUAAGCCAUGCUGAAAUCUUAGCCAGAUCAUCUGUGCUGGUUGCAGAUGUCUACAAAGAUUCAAACACAGUCAGUGAGUUUUAUGUUUUUGCUACUUUCUUUGUGUUGCACCGUUUUUUGACCCACAAAUUUGCGCCAUUGAUCAAUAGCAAGCCCUUUUGAAAGUGCUGACCUUCGAGGGUACGGAGAGGCUAAAAUGGAGGACGCUAUCGUAGCUUAUUAGUUGGGUGGCACCAUUCACUUGUAUUUAACCCUCCUCUGUCUGAGUAUUAACUGCUCCACAUACGAGCAAUAGUUUGCAGACAGUUAUGAGAUGGGCGUCAGUGGCACAAACAUGAAUAAACUGUGUGAACUUAUUGUUCCGUUAGCAACCGAACUAAGCUAACGACAUAUGAGUUUGCUAAUGACCGAGAAAUUUUAUUUUCCCUUUUCAACAACUUUAUUGAAAAUCUUUAUUCAAAAUGUUGGGGAGAGUAAACAGAACAAUAGACAGAAUACAAAGCGAAGCUCCAGAAGUUAUUUCGACUGACUAGCGCUAGCCAAGCCGGCUACUGAGCUAGUGAUUAGCUCGUCAGCUACAGCAGUUCACCAACUAGCCCUGAGAGUAUGGUCACCAAGACUCUAGAACCAAAUAUUUUUCCAAAAAUGUGCGGCUUAAUAUCGCUGUACCGCUUCCUGGUGUGACCGGGCCUUUAAGGUGCCACAAUGGAGCUAGCUGGUAUUGGUUCAUCAAGGUUCAUAAUAACUUCUAUGCCCAUCCCGUAUGAAGUUAUAAAGUGUAAUAAGCUUGACCUAGAAAAUGUUGAUUCUAAAAUAAUAAUAAAUAUUAAAUUGAAAACAUCUUGAAAAUCCAUACAAUCCAUCCAAGUCUUAGGUCUUGAAAAUCUGUGUAAAAUUCCUUUGUGGGCUGACAGACCAGGUGCAGCUUUGGUUGUUUCAAGAAUUUUCCUGAAUCUUCUGUCAUUUCUUGAUACAACUGUAGUGAUCUUGCUUAGUUUCUUAAAAGCCAGCAUUAAAAAUGAAAUAAGUAAAAGUGGAUACGAACACUUACGAAUAACAUUUAAACACUGAGUAUGACACUAGAAGAAGAAGUAUAUUUUCAGAGGUGUACUGGUGAGCAGACAGGUCUCUGCAGUUUGUCUUGCUUUGGACAGUAAAAGAAGUACCUCUGAGUUUUCUACUUUGCCUUUUGUUGAACCACUGGAGCUCAGGGCUCCACAUCAGAGGAUGUUGCCUUCACUACUUUCUGUCUUCUAAAAUUUCCAUGCAGCAGACACAAUCAUUCCAUCCAAAGAGAACAGUUUAGUUUUCUGAUUUUAAAUGCAGUGCAUUUGUCCAGGACUUUUCUUUUGAAAUUCCUCAAGUUUUCAUCUUGAGACACAUCAGAUUAUCAUGCAGUCAUUCCUGUGUUAAAAACAGCAUAUUCCAUAGUGACAGGAGAGUGGGAGGUGAGAUGUGAUAAGAUUUGAACUCAGGACAUUGUGAGCACAUUUGCUCCUUAGCCUGCUAAUUCACAAGCAGCAUAGAAGCUUCCUGAGUUCCUAUCACCUGUCCCUUAUUUUUUGUUUUGUUGACAGCCCUUAUUUUAUGAAUGUACCAUUUCAAACCUCACUCAACGAACGUAUUUGUUUCUUACAUGAAUACACCAGAGAUCUGCUUUAGCUUAGCAAAGGAACUUCUAGAAAGUUAGAUCAUUUUCAUUUAUUUCCUUUUUUUAUUUUGUUGAAUAAGUACAUUGCCAAAUAGGAUGAUCUCCCCAAAACUUUGUUAUCCUUCAAUGCCAGAGCCGAACCUAAGGGUGUUGCAUGUUUAACUUGUUAUGAUUCUGAACUCAGCAUUUUAACAUUUCAGCUGCAGGCAGGCUGAUUAGGCUCUGAUUGUUUUGGACGUGUUGUUUUAGAGUUUGAAAUAGUAAAUUGUGUCUAUUUGGUUUCCUUUUUCUACAUUCCCGACAAUGCCUCACACUCCCAUUACACGUGAACACUCUUCUUUAUGUGAAGAUAUUUGAGACUGACAGACAGGUGAACCCCCUUUUUCCAAAAGUCAAUCAAAAGAGAUCCAUCUGUAGAGGGUCGGGCUUGGGGAUUGAGCCUCAAUACUUUUUUGGUCCCACCAGAAAUGUAUCCUUAGCAAAUAGUUUAAAAAGCAUAAAAUAUCUAGUCAGAUUUGUUAUCUUGUUUACUUAUUAUUUGUUCAUAUAUAUUGACCUAAUUUUAGACUGUUAUUUUACUUAGGCACAGUUAUGAAAUGGAUGACUGUGUUCAGACAACAUUCAACACUUGAAAAAUGUGGCUUUUGUCAAAUGAAAAAAAAAGUUGUGUAGAAAACCAUGUUUAUAUUUCUCGGAGUAAGGUAGUAAAACUCCAGUAUUGUAUCGGCACUGUACAUUUCACACGAUACCCAGUCCUGCUUGAGAGUGGUGGGAUAUGCUGGACCAGACGGAGGUUCUUUCAGAAUGUCUUAGGAAUGUUUCAACAUAACUGUCUUUUUUCAACAAGCUGAUUUUGCAAUAUUUCACAUUGUAGCCUACCAGUCGGUUUGGACUUACUUUGGCAUUAAUAAGCUGGUUUUUUCCGUUAAAGAGCAUUAGACCCAGGUGUGGAAGAUGUGUAGUUCUGUAGUGAAGCAGUCCUCAAGGUCUUGGUCAGAAUCUGAGCAUCUUGUUCUGUUGUGCAGAGGAAGCAACACAACUGGCAGCUCAGAGCUUUUCUGUCCUCAGAUCUGUGCACAUCAAUAGGAAUGCAGGGUUGUUACUGAGCUCACAUGAACUGUGCCCCCCCCCCCCCAGCUCAGUUUCCCAUGGAAGUUUCCACUCUUCAGGUCCAGAAUGUCCCAGUUGCUGUUGCAAACCUCUCGAAGGCUUGUUCUCAAGUGAAAGGUCGUGACUUUCAAAAGUCUGAUAUGAUUUGGUGUUUGGUGAUCCCGCCCUGAGAGGAUACUGUGUGUCCUUUAAUCUGUUUGGGACACCUGUUGGCCACCACUUCUGUUGUACCAGUGAUAGUCCUCCAGUACUCACUGAAACUCCGGGCUCGGAGCAUGGAGCCUCUCAGAGGACAAGAAUCCAGGGACAUGAUUUAUUUUCGACAUAAACAUGCCAUUUUAUACAAUUUGAUUGUCUUUUUACACCACAUACUUGUUGCUUUUUGCUUUUUUUUUUUAAGUAAUUUGGUCUUGUUGACUCAGCUGAGAUACCUGAUGAUCUGAGACACUUCAUGCUCACUGGCCCGAAGCUUUAUCGGUGCGGGACAUAGAGUAGGUUGGGAGACACAAACACAACUCAACCUGGAUCAGAAUUCUCUGACAUCCAUAUAGUUUAAGCAAAAUUUUAACUGGAAUAAAAUGGAGCCAAAAACCAAAAUGUGACAGACAUUUUCUGGUUAGUCUCCAUGUGCACCAGUGCAUUUUUAUGAUUGAAAACACAGAGAGCAUUUUGAUCCAUGUUCUGACCCCACUAUGGUGUACCCAGAGCUGUUGAUUAUACAAUACAUUAUAUAUUGAUGAAUAUAUUGAUUAGAAGCAUUGUAUAAUCGGUGACUGUGCUGUGGGUGUUGUCUUGUAUGUACAGUAGCAGUGUGAUGCUACAGAGGUGCCUAGUUCACCAACCCCUGUUACAGUUUUUCAGUAAAAACAGCUAAAGCUUGAAAGGUG